Messenger RNA from Canariomyces notabilis, 1293 nucleotides. RefSeq names its product calcium-dependent phosphotriesterase. The transcript is spliced from 2 exons. The record is from RefSeq and is a predicted model, not a curated record. The coding region runs from base 1 to 1293 and encodes 430 amino acids. NCBI's taxonomy places the organism in Eukaryota, Fungi, Ascomycota, Sordariomycetes, Sordariales, Chaetomiaceae.
AUGGGGCCGCCAUUGAAAUCGUUGUCCCUCCUUGGGGUACUUAUUGCAUAUGCUGUCUACACAUUGGGCCCCCUGGUACACCGGGCGGUGACCACUCUGGGCGUCCUACGGCGGUAUCCUGAUGGCGCUUCUGUGAAGGGCGAAAUCAUCGCCAUCCCCGACACGGUCCACUGCGAGGACCUCCACUACUAUGCCCCAAGUGGCACACUCUUCACUGCUUGUGAGGACAAUGCCGAUACGCGGUUCAAGUGGUUCCCUGGACUGGCCAACUUCGAUGAUCCCGAGCUCGCCAGCAAGAGCAGAGGCUCCAUUCAUGUCAUUGACCCCAAGACUAUGCAAUCGCACCGGCUGAGGUUCGAGAAUUUUGAGGGUCCCUUCAUCACCCACGGAAUCGAUGUCAUUCCAGAUAGCGCAUCUACAGAUGGUCAGGCCGUCUACAUCUUUGCCAUUAACCACGUUCCCGAGACGGCGCCGUCCGGGGUUAAGAGUCCAAAGGCACGAUCCCAGCUCGAGCUUUUCCACCAUGUCGUCGGCUCCCCUACCAUCCAACACGUCCGCUCAAUCUGGCAUCCUUUGAUACGGACGCCCAACGACAUCUUCGCCGAGAGCCCAACCUCGCUUUAUGUAUCCAACGAUCAUCGCCACCCCUACGCAGGCUUGAUGCGCGCUAUUGAAGACCUCUACUUUGGUGCCAAGUGGACAAACAUUGUGCAUAUCCAACUUGACUCGUUAGCCGCAGCAGAUGCCGCUUCUGACCUGGCUGCCAGAGUUGUCCUGAGCGGCCUGCACAACGCCAAUGGUCUUGGCCACGGCCGGUCAGAGCGGGAGAUACUCAUCUCGAGUUGUACCAGCGGUGUCCUCCAUGUUGGCCAACUCCCGGAUGACCUGGAAACUGGUAACAUCACAAUAGUCGAAUCGAUGGAGAUCGACUCUGUUGCGGAUAACCCAAGCUACUUCGCCGAUCCUUACGCUCUCACUCCUGUGGAUGACCGGAGUGGCUUUCUCGAGGCCGGCUUAUCGAGAGGCAUCGACCUUGCACGCACCCACCGAGAUCCGACCGCCAAAGACCCCGUCAUGGUCACCUAUCUGAGGCCUUCGCUGGGGCGCUGGGAGAAGCGAAUUCUAUUCGAGGACGAUGGCACUAUCCUCAGGAGUAUCAGCUCAGCCGUUCUUGUGCCAAUCGACCCGGUAGACGAACUGAACAAGGGCGGCGUCCCAGGCGCAAGGAAGGCGUGGCUAUUUGCCACGGGUUUCCUAUCCAAGAAUAUGAUUGCGCUAAAAGUCGACCUGUGA